Messenger RNA from Arachis stenosperma, 834 nucleotides. RefSeq lists its product as uncharacterized. The record is from RefSeq and is a predicted model, not a curated record. The coding region runs from base 1 to 834 and encodes 277 amino acids. The transcript has 5 exons. Gene Ontology annotation, molecular function: ATP binding. Lineage: Eukaryota; Viridiplantae; Streptophyta; Magnoliopsida; Fabales; Fabaceae.
AUGGCAGUUAAACGCUAUGGUUUACUUGGAUUGAAUGGAUGUGGAAAAUCUAUUUUGCUUACGGCAAUAGGUUGCCGUGAACUUCCGAUUCCUGAGCACAUGGAUAUCAAUCACCUUAGCAGGGAAAUUGAAGCCACAGAUAUGUCUGCAUUGGAGGCAGUCAUAAACUGCGACGAGGGAAGAUUGAAGUUGGAAAAAGAAGCGGAAGCUUUGGCUGCUCAGGACGAUGGUGGUGGUGAAACUCUUGAAUGGAUUUAUGAACGAUUAGAGGCCCUAGAUGCAGCAACUGUAGAAAAGCGUGCUGCUAAAAUUUUACAUGGUCUCGGUUUCAACAAGGAGAUGUUCACAUUGAAGUUUCUCUUGAUGCUCUAUGUAUAUGUUUUAGUUGUUGCUUUUAAAAGUCUCACUAAUACUCCUUACAUCAUCCAUCAAAUAUUCUACCAUAAUCAAUCACUCAGAGUUUCCAAUGCUGCCUUUUCAUCAACCAACAACACUAAUACACCAGAUUCUUGUAUUUCUGCUACACACAACCUCACCCUUCCUCCAACCAGUACCUUCAAUUUUCAUCAGAAUAAUCAUAAGGAUAUCAUGUUGUUCUUUAGCUGUAACCUGUCAUCCAUGCCCCUAGAGUUGUUAGAUUAUAGAAUUGGGUGGUCUGAAGCGACCAACAAAACGGAUGGUUUGGUUCUGGCAUUAUAUAAGGACGAUGUAAAAACAGUAAGCUUGGUGUCCAAGAGUUGUGAGACUGGCGGAGAGGUGGUGGACGCGGUGGUGGAAGAGAGUGAAGGAGUUGGGAUAGAAGAGAAGCUGAGGAGAGGGUUCAUGCUGAAUUAG